Messenger RNA from Acanthisitta chloris (rifleman), 1952 nucleotides. RefSeq names its product cAMP-regulated phosphoprotein, 19kDa (gene ARPP19). The coding region runs from base 340 to 636 and encodes 98 amino acids. Gene Ontology annotation, molecular function: protein phosphatase inhibitor activity. Lineage: Eukaryota; Metazoa; Chordata; Aves; Passeriformes; Acanthisittidae. Gene Ontology annotation, cellular component: cytoplasm. The record is from RefSeq and is a predicted model, not a curated record. The transcript has 3 exons.
GAGAAUGUUCUAAAUGUAUCAGUGGCUUGGGUUAAAGUCUUUGUGGCUCGACAGCACAUCUCCAAGAGGGCUCAAUACCAUCUAGUCCCCAGAAGAACAGAAGGUCAGGACGUGCAGGCAGUGAAGACCCAGGAAAACUCACCCAGGUCUCAGCAAUCUGUGGUUUAAAAGCCUUCUGAGCUGCGAAUGAACAUAUCGACUUGCUUUCUGAAUCCAUCUGAUUUCUUGGCAUCCUGUAUCCUUCUGCAAGUUCUGCAGCUUCACUGUAUUUUAUGUGAAGAACUGUUGUCUUAAGUAUUUUUUGAAACUGUCAGCUGGUUUUGUUUGUCACCCCAAGUCAUGGAAAUGGAGGAUAAGGUGAUCAGUCCAGAAAAAGCUGAAGAAGCAAAAUUGAAAGCAAGAUAUCCUCAUCUGGGCCAGAAGCCAGGAGGCUCAGACUUCUUGAGGAAGAGGCUUCAAAAAGGACAAAAAUACUUUGAUUCUGGUGAUUACAACAUGGCUAAAGCAAAGAUGAAGAACAAACAACUGCCUACUGCAGCUCCUGACAAGACAGAAGUCACUGGUGACCAUAUUCCUACUCCACAGGAUCUUCCACAGCGGAAACCAUCUCUUGUUGCUAGCAAGCUGGCUGGCUGACCAGAACAGCUGAACUGCAUGAUUAUUCUCAUUCCUGUUAUUUCUCCUUAAUAGUUAUUUCUCACCCUCACAUCCCCCUUUUUCUUUCUUACACUAAGUCACGAGACUGACAGCUUUGCAGGUAGCGAUAGCAUGUGCUGCUAUUGUAAGGGAAUACUGUUAAGAGUAAAACGUGUAGUAUUUGGACUAGUUGAGAACAAUGCACUGAUUAAAAAGGACAGGUUUGGUUAGAGCAAUGUAAUCUACUUGAAAAUGUACAUAUUGCCCAUUUCCUAGUGUAGGACUGGUUCCAGCAAGUGACAUCGCAAGUUUUACAACUUCUAAUGUUUCUGCUUUUGUUAUUUCAUCUUAAUUACAGCAUAUUUGUAUUUAAUAUAACCUCCAGUUGUGUUGGGUUUUUCUUCCGUGUUUGGGUUUGUUGUCUAAAAUAGAGGUUUAGACCACAAGUUGCUAGAUGGUAAAGCAUGUACAAAAACCAAGACAGGGCUCUGAUUGAAUUUUGUUUCUGCUUUUGAACUUGAACGGCCUUAAACCUGUUUCAGCUUUAACAAUAGAGUUUUUACUUGGGCAAUAUUUGCCCAUUCUGGUGUAACUCUUGUGAACCUAGUGCUUAUUGACAACUGCCUGUUGAAGCUGGUAUUCUUUUCAGUUCCGUAGCUUAGGACACACUUUUGUUGAAGAUGUGAAUGAAGUGUGCAUGUGCAUAGACUGUUGAAUUCACUCUUGUGCCAUUUUUUGUAAAUACAAUAGUUUUGCACAACCUUUUGCAAACGUCUAUUAGUUUUACAUUUUAAAAAGCAGAUAAUGUGCCAAUCAAAGCACAAGUGAUUCUGUAUCUUUCAAAGUCUUGUCCUGAAACUGAGAGCCCAGAAUCUUCCUACUGAAAGUGAAAAUUGUCUACCUGAACUUUGUGAAACACAUUUACACUUGACUGAACCCUAUACUUUUGCGGUUGUAUAUUUAAUUUCCCGACAAUGUCCAGCAUUCAAAUAUAAAUCUGGAAUUUGUACCUAUUUUUGCAGGCAAGUGCCCUUUCUGUUCAGCUUAAACAGCAGCUGUUUAAGCUUUUAAAGCUGAAAUGCUCUGUCUGAUGACAUGGAAGAUGGCUAAAUGUACUGUUGUAGAGAGCUGCCUGGGUGGCAGACAGCAAAUCUGGGCUCACUAAGGUCUGAUAUAAAAUUGUCUUUGGGCUAUUUUAGACUUCUGGAAGCAGAAAGGUCUAAUUUUCUUCUUGGACUCCUGAAGAGGUAGUAAACUAUCUCCUUUUCAUGAUACAGCAACCCCUCAUUGGCUUUGGGGAAACAGAUGUAUGGAAA